Molecule: messenger RNA, 7252 nt
Organism: Trichosurus vulpecula (common brushtail)
Lineage: Eukaryota; Metazoa; Chordata; Mammalia; Diprotodontia; Phalangeridae
Gene: PEG10
Product: paternally expressed 10
Exons: 2
Coding region: 713-1666 (317 amino acids)
Cellular component (GO): cytosol
Molecular function (GO): zinc ion binding; nucleic acid binding
Source: RefSeq, a predicted model, not a curated record
GCAGACGGAGUCGAGCUUCGCCUCGUGCAGUCGCUUCUCCCGACGCUCCCGCCGCCUUCGCCCCCCGGACUCCCCAGCCGCUCGGCCGCCCGCUCCCACCCGCGCCUCCCCAGGGGCCGGACCGGCGCCAGCCUCGAGCCGCCACCGCAGGCUGUCCGAGAGCUUGGAGUCGGGCACCUGUAACUUUGGAAUUCCUCAAGUAGACAGAACCUACAAGUGCUGAGUCCAAGGAAGCAGCCAGACCAGGGAGUCGUGUCAAACCAGACCCCCCACCCUGGGGUGGGGGGGAGGGCUCCCGGAGGAGGAGGAGGAGAAGGAGGAGGUCAGAACCUGGCCCGCCUCUGCCCAGACCCCUGACCUCUCCAGACUCUGCCAGCUGGACAGUGUAAUUCAGAGGCACCAGUCCAGAUUGCUUCGUAUUUGAACUGGCCCCGUAUGGCAUGGAGCCAUCGUAGGCCGCUAGGGGGCUUUCACUGAAGCCUCAGCUGACCGGCUGACCCUUGGCCUUGUGGCCCCCUCUUCUCAUUGGUGGUGGACUCUCAGACAGUAGGACUCUUCCUUGGCCUGUUGGAUCAUUCUUGGAGGCUCCCUGGCCAAGCCUCACCUCCCCCGUGGCUUCUGCCACCACCCACUCUGGUCUGACCAGAGUGACUGAGCCCUUCCCCAGAACUUAUUUGAUCCUGCUUACUCUGACCCCCCAGGAUCUUCAGACAUGCCAACCAGCACCGGUUCUGGUGCUUCAGCCCGCCGCUGUAGGAUGGAGGACCUCACGGCUGAGGUCCAAGCCCUGCGGGCCCAGCUCCUUCAGCAGACCGAGGAGAACAGCUCCCUGCAGACUCAGCUUCUCCAGCUGUCUGAGGAAAACGCCAACCUGCGGGGGCAGCUCCAGGCCACCCCAGUGGGUGCCAUGGGCCUCUCUGCCCCUCGUGGCAAGUGCCCCGUCGGCCUCCCUGAGAAGUUCGAUGGGACCCCUGAGAUGCUUCCCAGCUUCUUGGCCCAGAGCCGUCUGUACAUGGAGCUGAGGCCUGAAGACUUUCCCACGGAGCACGUCCGCGUGUGCUUCCUCACCAGCCUCCUCAAGGGGCGCGCAGCCCGCUGGGCCACCCCCUACCUGCUGGAGUCCAGCCCUCUGCUCAACAACUACGAGGCUUUCAUUGAUGAGUUCAAGCAGGCCUUCGAGGACCCCCAGCGGAAAGAGGCUGCCAACCGCAAGAUCCGGCGUCUCCGCCAAGGCCUCGGCUCCGUCCUGGACUACGCCAGCGCUUUCCGUCUCUGCGCCCAGGACCUGGACUGGAACGAGCCGGCCUUCAUCGACCAGUUCCUGGAGGGCCUCAGUGAUCCUAUCCAGGACGAGCUUGCCCGUGUAGAGGUGGCCCGCUCGCUGCCCGCGCUAAUCAACCAGUGCCUGCGCAUUGAGGGAAGGCUGAAUUCUCGGAGAGGGGCGUCUCCCACCAGCUCGCCCCAGCCUCAGAGCGCCUCGUCUCCUCAGGCUGACUCCGACUCAAACCAGCUGAUCACUCGGCCCCAGCUCACCCCGGAAGAGAGAGAACGCCGCCGAAGACUGAACCUGUGUAUGUACUGCGGGCUGGCCGGCCAUUAUGUGGACAACUGUCCAUCCAAGAAGCCAAAGUCUUCUGGGGUGGGAAACUCCCUGGCCCCGCUGUAGAGGGACCCCCAGCGCCCGGGCCUGAACCAGAAAGGUCCCCCCCAGAUGACGCGUCAUCUUCUCACUUGCAACUACUGAUCACGUUACAUCUCCCGGACGGCUCCUACUGUACCGUCCGUGCCAUGAUCGACUCCGGUGCCUCCGGCAACUUCAUAGACCAAGACUACGUCGCGCAGACUGGAAUCCCAGUCAAGAUUAAGUAUUGGCCAGUGCUGGUGGAAGCCAUCGACGGACGUCCCUUGGCCUCUGGCCCAGUGACCCAGGAAACCCAGGAGCUGGUGGUAGACAUUGGGGAACAUCGCGAGAGACUCUCCUUCGAUGUGACCCAGUCCCCCUUCUUCCCGGUGGUUCUGGGAGUGCGGUGGCUCACCCAGCACAACCCCUCCAUCAUGUGGAGUUCCCGCACCAUCGUUUUUGACUCGGAGUAUUGCCAGCACAACUGUCGGGCCACCCUGCUGGUGGCGCCAAGCAUGGUACCUGGAGGAAUGGACGUCCAGGAGGUCCUCAUGCCAAUGGCCCAGGAAGCCAUCCCGUACCACGCACCAUACAACUAUACCGUAGCCCCCACCGGCUACCCCUACGCAGUGUCGGAUCCAGAAUUGAUGGCCGUUCGAGACUUCCUGGCCAAGAACGUGAAAUGGGUUUGUGUCCAGCCGGCCUCCCCAGUGGGGGCCCCAGUUGUCAUCAUGAAGAAAGUGGGAGAGCUGUAUCUUUGCAAUGAUUCUCAAAACCCAAAUGCCAUCGCCGUCUGGAACCAGUAUCCACCACCUUCAGCUCCUUACGUAUUGUACCAGCUCCAAGCAGCCCCCAUCUACAGGACCAGGUCCCCGGCGGGUUACACCACCUGGUCCAUGUUGGGAAGGGAAAUGAAUGGAAAAUUGUGCUUGAUUCCUUUCUUGGUCACCUCCAAUAUCCGUUGAUGCUGUCCGGCUUUCGCAAUGUAUACUUCUUUCCCAGCAAUCUCAGCAAGAUGUUUUGUGACCACCUCACUCACCACCACAUGGCCAUGGAGCUGACCAUAUAGCAAUUGAUUCCUGUGACUGCAGUCUAUCUAGACUCAGAACUGGCUUCCCAGAUGCCAGCUGUACAUUACAUUAGAGCAGUGUGUCGUCAGCCUCAUUGUGUGAAUCUCUUGGGGAAGUUUCCCCCUUUGAAGGCAUCCAGAUGGACUCUUAUCAGGCCAGUGUCGUCCUGGACUGGCACCUCCCCAUGACACCUGGGGCCUUAAGGACUGUCCAGGAGCUGCAGCAACUCAUUGGCUUCUUUGCCUCAUUUAAUACAUCUUUUAGGAGGAACGGGACUUUCCAAACAGACACUGAUCUACACUCUGACCUCAGUUUCACGCUUGUAGGAUGGCCAUUUCUCAUUCUUUCUAGAAACUGAUGCUUCACACAUGGCCUUUGGGACAGCCCCCUACCAGGCAAGGGGAAAAGGAAGGCCGCUUUGCCUCUGUCCGCCUUUAUUUCACAAGCUUAGCAACGCAAAAGCGAUCAAAGCUGCCUUUGCCUCCUGGUGACAGCCUAGAAGAGACCAUAUGCCUAAAAACCAUGUGAUAUAAUGCCAAAAUUGGUAACAUCUACCAGCUCCAAGAAAUCAGCACCAGCAACAAGUGUGCUGGUCCCUUUUUGUUGUGAUUGUCCAAGUCAGUGUGUCCCCCAGUCCCUAGAGUGAGAGGACGGGCCCCGCCUGCCGCAGACCCCUCCAGCUGGGGCCACUUAACUGCCACCUACACGCUUGGCCCUUUCACGGCUUCUAGAUCAAUCUGGCCUCGAGGCAGGAGGCCCAUGAAAACCCACCAUUCUGUACAGAAGAUUGUGGGUCACGUGGCCCAGCAUCAACCCCUUUCCCGCUGGUCCUCAUCUGACCUUGUAUACUACUGCCAGCACUGAAUCUCCCUCCCCCAUGUCCAAGCUCCCUUCAUCCUAUCCUGUUUCCAAGGGUCCCAGGCUCUGGGAUCCUGCCUUAUUCUUUCCGGUCCUCCUGGGGACUGGACGCCUGUUCUGUGCCCCACCCCGGGACAGAGCCCCCACUGCCGGAAGCCAGCCUCCACACGCUUUCUGGGCCACCCUCCUGUUGCCCACUUUGGAACCUCCCUCGUGAAAAUUUUAGGACAGCAGAUUGCCAGCUAGGUGGGAGGGAAGCAUUUCCCUCUGAAGAAAGAUCUCUGAAGAUGGAUGGCACUUCCUUGUGAGGGAGUGAGCUGCCUUUCACUGGAGGAAGUCAAGCAGAGGCUGGAUAAUAAACUCUUGUUGGGGCAGCUCUUGGGGGGAUUGCUUUUUAGACUGAGGGCCUUCCAACCCUCUGCUGCUUGACUGCAUGAAGCUCCUCCCUGGCACCUGCUGCUGUGCUCCCCAGAGGAGAGCUCGCUUGCCUCCCCCAGGCUAGUUUCUGGCUCCCAGCCAGCCCUGAUCCAGCCUUCCCGCUGCCCACCAAGCCGUGGUGCUUGCUUCCAUCAUGGCGGGCGGGCCCCAACCAUCCGAGGCCCUGAUCGGGAGGGUCUGGAACCCCUAUCCCAGCCCACUGGCCAUUGUCAUCCCAUAGGGUAGGGCGUCCAGGCCAGUAGAGUGAGAACCCAUAUCUUAGGGGAUGGCUAGACCAUCCCUGUUCUCCCCCAAGAUCCACUCCCACUUUCCUAAGCGGCCUUUGCAACUUCUGCCAGGGCCCCGCCCCUGGCUCCCCAGAUCAAAGUUGUCCACUUCCAAGCCUUUAGUAAGAAUUCCAGAGCCAGGAGACACUGUGCUGAUCCGCAUCAGUGUACCCAAAUCCGUUUGAGUAGACAUGGGAGCCAGAAAUGUGCCCCACUACUCCCUAUUGAGUGCCCUUAAUUUUCCUUGUCCUUCAAAGAAUCCUCACUUAGCCCAAAUCCCCAAUCGGCCGAGCCGGCGUAGUGAAGGAACUGGCGCUCAGAAGGGUGGCCGGAGGAACCUCAGGCCCCAUCACGAGGAUCCUGCUGUGCUCGAGAGGUCCAUUCCUACGCCCCAAUUUCCAACCUUAGCUCCAGAGCCUGGCUCCAAUCUUCUUGAGCCCGACAAUGACGUUUUCCCUCCCUCCCCAAAUUAGAGCUUCAGAUCUGGCUAUUUAUUAGGGUCCCAGAACCAACUAGAUUAUCCCUGGAGUUCACCCAGGUAAAACCACUCCCAACUGGCUUGGUCACGCUGCCUCAUCUCCAGGUCAUAUGCAUCCCCAGUCUGUCCAUCCAUUUGCCAUUGAGCCCCAGGACGAGAAGGCCAAGCCCACCCAGGGGAGGUAGGAUUCCCGGUAGAGGAGGUUUCCCCCAGCCUUGCACCCACCCCUGCUUCCAUCUUGUCAGCCCGCCCGCCCACCCGCAAGCAGCAGCAGCAGCAGCAACAAGAGGGGGAGGGGGAGGAGGAGCCCCAGACCACGAAGCACCUGUGGCCUGGGAACACGCUCAUUCCGAGGUGCUCUUGCGCAUUCGGUCGUGCCUUUAUGCCCCAUCGGGGAGCGCACAGACCCAAGUCCUCUGGCUCUGGCAUUACACCCGUGGUCUCGCAGCCAGGGGCUGGGGUGGCCUCGACCGUGAGGCCAUGUGCAUUACUUUGUGUGACCACCUGCAAGAUGUGCCAAGACUCUGACAGACUGGACAGGCAAGCUGGGGACCCCAACCCUUCACCUAAAUCCAAAAGCACCGGGCUCUGGCCUCAAGGGAUAGUAUCACCAACCAGCCCUUGGCCCAGCGGCCUGCCGCUAUUUUUCGUAAUUGUGGGUGCUCUAACAAUACUUGACUUACUGGAAAUUCUUCGGUGCAAGGAUGUUUGUUGGGGGCCCACUCUCUAUGCCUGUACCCCACAUCUUGCCAGAAUGUUCUGCUAUCAAUAUUUCUGCUCUACCUGGUCCAUGUGAACCACCAAAGGAUUCAUGGGAGGGGGGCAUUUUAGGACCCAGGAAGAGGACCUUGACCAAGACUCGCCUGCCCUCUCUCUGGAGCUGUAUCCAGCUGUAUCCCCUGAGCCUCCGAGCUGGCUCAAGGGUCAGACUUGGAUACCAGCUAAAACACUAUCAGUUGUUAUCAAUGAUCAUUCCCCCCUUUAGAGAGAUCAGAGACUGCACCCAGGCAGCCCAGAUACUCUCGAGGGGGCAAAGCCCACCAGCUUGUCUUAGGCUGACCAGGAGAGGCUCCCCUAAGCCGCAGACGGCUCGGAGCUACCCCGGGCGCUCCCACGGGAUGCCUGUGCGCCGCGCGCCUGGACGGCCACAUGCCACCUUUUGCCUGGUCUCUUGAAUUAAUCAUCUCCAAAGUGCUCCACUUUGCUGGACUCUCCCUUGCUUCUUGUGACCCCCGCUGACUGUGUGCUGUUCAGCUUUGCCACCUCUUUAGCUGUUGUGUCCACCCGCUGUGGCUGCUGUGAGUCCUCCCUUAUCUGUCCAGCAAAAAGGAGAGCAGAGACAGGCCCAAGGGACGUGAAUUAGCACGCACACAAACAAAGUCUACGAUUGCCAAAUGUCACAAUACAGAACAUUCUGUAUGUUGCAAACUGCCUACGAGGAAGAGACGUCGGUCGAUAACGUGCAUUCCCAUUCUUCAGAAACAUUGUCCUAUGCUUAUCUCCGCGUGCGUGCCCUCCUCGGUGCUGCAUGUCCCGAUGUGUAAUCCUUGUUGGUUGUGUUGUUGUUACUGUUUGUGAAGCAGCUGCCCCCCCCCCAUUACACUGCCACUCAAUCAAUUUUUAAUGUCAGAGAGUUUUGCCGAGUCUGAAGUGUACCAGGGUGUGUCUUAGUACGGUGACAGUUGUCUGUUGUCUGAGUGUGUCUAAGUGAUAGGAGCUAUUCAGAAAGGAUCGCAUAAACACCCCAAGUGAACAGCUGUUCACGUUUGGCCGGUGUGGUUCGAGGUUUGGAACCGCCAGCAGGUGGGUUGCCUUCAGUUGCACAUGGUCUUUGAGUGGUGGAAUAGUGAAUGAAGGGUAACCAAGUGAGUUAGGAAACUUCGAGGUGAGGGUUGGAUGGGAUCCUGAAGCAGCUAGCCAACAGUCUGUGUAUCGUCCAGGCGCUGUCAGGGCGCUCGGAUGCUGACGGAGGAGCAUUUGUGAUAGGAGAAUAAUGUGGGUACGUCGUUUUGGAUCAGAAGGCAGGAGACAGAGCAUCCUGAUCAGUCGUCUUCAGGAAGAGAAUGCUGACGAACAGAGAUGAGCCCGCCUCCGUGGAGCAAUACGCGCGGCGCUAGACGCUUGCCAGAUGCUUCCCCCGGAAGCAGCUCUGCAGCGCGACUCCGGAGACGCGUGGCGCGGGUGACCCCUGGACUUCUCCAGCAUUGCCAGAGUUGGAACGUGAUUGUCCAGGGUUUUUCUGCGUCUGAGCCACAGAAAGGUGGUGAGGUGUGGAGAGGAAAAGAAGGAGCGUACAUCAGGGGCUCAGACAGCAUCUCUGAACAGUGCAGGAAGGGAUGGGAUGCGUGAAUGAGAUGGGCGUUCACAGAUUGUAGGGAUAUGGGCGACUCUCUUAUCAAAAUCCUAUUUCUUUGGUGGAAUCAAAAAGCUUGUUAGUCAUUGAAAUAAAUGUUAAGUGAUUUAUGUUUAAAAAAAAAAGUAAUAUAUGUUUGUGUUCUGAAAUAAACUUAAAAAAGCUCUA